CGCUUCCUCCCGCUGUCUCUGCACACAGCCUGGGCCUGGGGUCCCGCCAUUCGGACGGACCCUGCCUGCCUCGCACAGGAUCCCCCAAGCUCCGCUGGGCAUCUGCGGGGAUCACCUGCCUCAGCCCCAGUUCCUCUGGCGUCCUCUCCCCAACCUGGGAGCUGCAUCCCUCUGCCUUUUCUCUCGCGACCCGCCGGCCUCGGAGACCCGGAGGCCGCCCGGUGUGCCUGGGUCAGAGACAGAGGGGUUGGUAACUGGCCUGAAGCUGGCAGCAUGGAGCCCCUCUUUCCAGCUUCCACACCCAGCUGGAAUGCCUCGGCUGCUUCCAGUGGUAACCGUAACUGGUCACUGGUGGGCCCAGUAUCCUCGAUGGGAGCCCCGGGGAUACUGGUGCCUGUGCUCUACUUGCUGGUGUGCACGGUGGGGCUGGGUGGAAAUACACUGGUCAUCUAUGUGGUGCUGCGGCAUGCCAAGAUGAAGACAGUGACGAACGUAUACAUCCUGAACCUGGCUGUGGCUGACGUAUUGUUUAUGUUGGGGCUUCCCUUCCUGGCUACACAGAACGCCAUCUCCUACUGGCCCUUUGGCUCCUUCCUGUGCCGCCUGGUCAUGACGCUGGAUGGCAUCAACCAGUUCACCAGUAUCUUCUGCCUGAUGGUCAUGAGUGUCGACCGCUACCUGGCUGUGGUCCACCCUCUCCGCUCGGCCCGGUGGCGUCGCCCCCGGGUAGCCAAGCUGGCCAGCGCUGCUGUCUGGGUCUUCUCACUGCUCAUGUCUCUGCCGCUCUUGGUCUUCGCGGAUGUCCAGGAGGGCUGGGGCACCUGCAACCUGAGCUGGCCGGAGCCUGUGCAACUGUGGGGUGCGGCCUUCAUCACCUACACGUCCGUGCUGGGCUUCUUUGGGCCCCUGCUGGUCAUCUGUCUGUGCUACCUGCUCAUUGUGGUGAAGGUGAAGGCCGCCGGUGUGCGUGUGGGCUCCUCCCGGCGACGGCGCUCAGAGCGCAAGGUGACUCGGAUGGUGGUGGUGGUGGUGCUGGUGUUCGUGGGCUGCUGGCUGCCUUUCUUCAUUGUCAACAUCGUCAACCUGGCCUUCACGUUGCCUGAGGAGCCUGUCUCUGCUGGCCUCUACUUCUUCGUGGUGGUCUUGUCUUACGCCAACAGCUGUGCCAACCCCCUGCUCUACGGCUUUCUCUCUGAUAACUUCCGCCAGAGCUUCCGGAAGGUUCUGUGCCUACGUAGAGGAUACGGGAUGGAGGAUGCAGAGGUCGCAGAACCACAGCCGGACAAGAGUGGGCGGCUGCAGGCCACACUGCCCACACGCAGCUGUGAGGCCAAUGGGCUCAUGCAGACCAGCAGGCUCUGAGUGCCUCCGUAGCACCCUGGUCCUGCCAGGCCUCUCUGAUGUUGUCCUCUGGGAUGUGAGUGUGCUGAGAUACUCUUGUGCCCAGGUCUGCAAGCUGGACUCCUCUUGGUAGCAGUGUGAAGACAGCUGCCUGGGGCUAAAGCCAAGGGUGGGCAGCACAGCUGGGGUCCUGUGGUGACUGACCAUCUCUUUCACCAAAAUGUUCUGCCAGGCCAGGGUCUGAGAGUUUGGAGAUCGUGAGAUGGGCUUAGUUUUGCCCCCUGGAAAUAUUCAGGCACCUUCACCCACAAUGUGGCACAACUGUCAGCCUCUCAGGCCAAGAGGCAGUUUUCCAGGAGGAAGCCAGGAGAUGCUCAUGUAAACUGUUGGUUUGUGUCGGUGACUGCCCACCCUGGAGCUGUGCUGAGACGCUGGCCCUCUGCCACUGCUCCAUCCAUGUUCUGCUUAACAUGGAAGCCAAAUGAAAGGUAACCACGUGUGCUUGGCCCCAGCCUCUGCUCGCAGAGCUCCUAGGCCUCUGUGAUCUUGCAGCUGCAUGUACUUCGAGGCAACAGUUGAAGCAAAGCCACACCAGCCCGGGGACAAAGGAGAUAAAACCCUGGGGGCCUAUUCCGGCCUUUCCCCAUCUUUCAGCGUGAGGAAAGUGAGGCCGUAGCCUCCACAGUGGGAAUGGGUGUGCAGGGCUGACACGUGGUGAAGAGCAGGAAGAUGAGUGAAUAAACACACAUGGUGAAGAGUGGACAGAGAAGCAGACUCCCCAGGAUCCGGUCUAUACUGAGUGGCCCCUGAGGGUGACCCUGGGGAAAGACUCUACAGAGGCUUCCCUGAGGUUCAGAGACUGUGAGGCCACACAGGGGACUUAAUAGCCCUCCUUCUCCUUAAGGCAGAAUGCUAGGGCCCUGUUCUUGGAGGGGGGAGCAGGAGGAGCAGGUAGCAACAGGAAGUGCUCCCAGAGCAAACAGCACAGCCUGGAAAGACCGAGAGAGUGCAAAUGCCAGGGCCAGAGAGGGCCAAGGCCCUGGGGAACCUGUGAUCCCUCCUCAGCCUCCUCUAGCAGUUUCUCUACUCCGGCCCCAGAAUGCGCUCAAAGAACCCCCAGGUCCGCAUUUUACUGGGGUCCCCGGGGCACCCUUGGGCCUUUCUGAAGCUGGAAAAAGAAGUUAAUCCACUGGGCCGCCCUGCCUGGCAAUGCCUGGCUCCCUAGAAGAGUGUAGAGGCCAGGCCAGCAGGACUGGGCAGAGGAAGGCUGUGGGAGCUGCUGGGUCUCAAAUGGGACCCCUCCCAAGACAGUUGCCAAGCCUGGAAGGCACUUGUGUCCGACAACCUGCCCCUGAAUAAAUAAUAAUAAUAAUAA
Messenger RNA from Peromyscus californicus insignis, 2716 nucleotides. RefSeq names its product somatostatin receptor 5 (gene Sstr5). The transcript is spliced from 2 exons. Gene Ontology annotation, cellular component: membrane; neuron projection. Lineage: Eukaryota; Metazoa; Chordata; Mammalia; Rodentia; Cricetidae. Bases 274 to 1362 code for a protein of 362 amino acids. Gene Ontology annotation, molecular function: somatostatin receptor activity; neuropeptide binding. Gene Ontology annotation, biological process: neuropeptide signaling pathway; regulation of insulin secretion; cellular response to glucocorticoid stimulus. The record is from RefSeq and is a predicted model, not a curated record.